Messenger RNA from Chaetomium globosum CBS 148.51, 474 nucleotides. RefSeq lists its product as uncharacterized. NCBI's taxonomy places the organism in Eukaryota, Fungi, Ascomycota, Sordariomycetes, Sordariales, Chaetomiaceae. The record is from RefSeq and is a predicted model, not a curated record. Bases 1 to 474 code for a protein of 157 amino acids. The transcript has 2 exons.
AUGAUUGGAAUCAGUAGAGGGCAUUACAGUGCUGUCACAGCUGUGCGUAUCUGUCUCAUUGGUGGGACACAGCCCGGGCCCGGCAAGUGCAGCAAGACUGGAAUUCACCAGUUAUCAACGGCAUUCAACGUCCCCGACCCUGUUGUGCCAUGGCGCAUACCCGGUCAGUUCGGCUUUUUUUGCGGCUCCGACGAGUCCAAACUGCACGACCACGGCAAGGACGGACAAACAACAUUGAAGUCAACAAUAGAAACGAACCGAGUCGGACAGCGUGGCCCAAGUGACCAGGUCAACCACCCCACCUCUCUCAUUUUGGACUACGGGCCACCGGGCCAACAAACUAUGUUGAGGACUUGUUGGCCCCCAUCGCUGCACUGGUGCAUGUUUUUGAUGCGGCCGCAGAGGGCUUUUGUCCUCCGAGUCCGAGACAGGGCCGCGCCGCCGUACAGUAGGGACCCGAGACAGAAGGCAUAA